AUGCUUUUUAUUUUACUACAAAUAUAAAACAUCCUUUGCGGUACUUUAUGGCCAACCUCUGAUGCCAUUACAUUAUCAAUUUCAAAUCGAUAUGAAUAUGCUGAUUACACUUUCAAGAUGAUUCCAGAAUCAGCUAUUCCUGUUGGAGGUGAAUUAUAAAUCAUCUUCCCAUCUUAAUAUCUCUCUGGAUUGGGCAUAGAUCUAGUUUUAGAUGAUACCUGCUCACAUGUUUGCUCAAUUAGUGGAUACUUAGUACGCUUUUAUAUGGAAAAUGACAUUCUAAUCAAUGAGACCAUUACUGUCAAAAUUAAUAAUGUAAAGAACCCAGAAAGAAAAGGCGGAACAGGAAAUUUCAUUGUUAGGUCCAAACUUGGAUAGAAUGUUUUCGAUGAAAACUUGAUUUUUGGAACUGUUGGUAUAGCUGAUUAUGCACUUGAUUUGAAUUCCAUGAUAAUUAAAAUAGAUGAGAAUAGCACAAAUAUUGUUAAUGAAAUAGCCUUAUAUAAUUUUUAUAUCAAACCACCAAUUGACUUACCUUAAGGAUUUUAUUUAUAAAUUACUAGUCCUUUGACUAGUGAUUUGACUACAUGUAAAUUAAUUCCAUUUAAUUCAAUAACCCUAAGUGGUGAAAUUAAAUGUGAAAAUGGAAUUAUUGUAACUGGAUUCUCUAGUGUUCCUGCAUUAUUUACAUUUGGUAUUUAAAUCAACUUUAAAAAUCCAUCCUAUUCUUAGACUACUGAGAGUUUUAGAAUAGUAGCUUAUAGAAAGAAUACAAAAAUGGCUUAUUCUUGGAGAUCAGCUGUUGAUGGUCUAUACAUUUAACCUAGUCAAUUCAUUAACAUAACAAUAACACCAGGAUCCAAAAAAACAACUAUAAUUUCUGAUUAUAAACUUAAUUUUAAAAUAAAAAAUGCUGUACCCAAGACUGGUAGUAUAAUAGUCAAAUUGCCAUUGAAUUUUUAACUGGCUAAUGGAUAUGAUUACAUAUUUGUAACAUCUGGUAUUGUGAGUGAUACAUUAAAGAUAUCAUCAACUUUGUAUUAAUUUAUAAUUACAGAAUUUUAUGAAGUAUAAAUAAUUUAUAUAUUAGAUACCUUAAUAUAGUGAUAUUGAAAUAGUAUUCAGAGUAGUCAAUCCAUAAAUUGCUGGUUUGAGUCAAUCAUUUAUUGUUCAAACUACAUAUGAUAAAACGAAUAUCAUUGAAUAAUGCACUAAUUUAACUGUCAAUAUUAUAGAAGUAACUACAUAUACUCCAGUAACAGCUACACUUACUAGCCCAUAUGCAAAUUCUGCUACAAAUUUGUAAUUUACUAUCAAUAGUAUAAAAAAUGUAGCAAAUAAAAUUGUUAUUAAUUUUGGACCAUAAUGGUAAUAUUAGGUUACAACCCCUACAACUAAUUAAUGUUAAUUGGGAGGAACAUCAUCUUCACUUUGUGAACUUACUAAUUCCACUUUAACAAUGACCUUCCCUGUCACAAUUUCAGGAAUUAAAACAGUUGAUAUUAAUGGAAUUCUAAAGGCACCUCCAUAUGCAUUAAAUUAAUUUUUAAUUUAUGAUACUUUUGAUUCUUCUAAUGUAGAUAUUGAAUCUGGAAGUGUUAAAAUUAUAAUAAAUCCAAAAUUGGAUAGUGGAGCAUAAUUUAUUUGGUAUGGUCAAGGAGUAAAUAUAUAUUUAAAUAUUUAAGUUAUCUACAAGUACAGUGAAUUUAUAUGCAACCUUAUAAAUUAAGUUUACUCCUAGUGUGAAAAUUCCACCAAAUCUUAUUAUAGAAGAUGAGGGAGUAGAUGAAGGUACAACUGAUGAAGGUACUACAGAUGAAGGUGCUCCUGAUGAGGGUGCUCCAGAUGAGGGUGCUCCUGAUGAAGGUGCUCCUGAUGAAGGUACUACUGAUGAAGGUACUGAUAAUCCUUCACCUCCAACAUAUCCUACAUUAGAGCCACCUACUCCACAUGGUGAAAUUUGGAUUGAGUUUGGUCCUUUAUUAACUUGGGAUAAUGAUUUAGGAAUUUCUACUUUAUUUUGUUUGACUGAUCUAGUUCCUUUAGAAUAAUAUUCAAUUGAUUGUGAAAUUUAUUAAGGUAGUUCAAGUACUUUACCUGAAAUAAGAUUAAAGAAUUUUAAGGAAAUAAGCGAAAACACAGCAAUAAAUGUAAAAGUAACAGGAAUUUGUAAUCCAGAAUUAAGUCCAAUUAGUUUAACAAUAUUUAGUGGAAUUCGUCAAUAUAGCAAUAGGAUUAUUUAUGAUUAUGCUACAAUAUCAAUAACAAUGACUACCAUAGUACCUCUAACUGAAUUAACAUUGACUUCAAGUUUUUCAACAUCAGCAUAAGCAGUAAAUCAAUUAUUUAAUCUUGUUUUUUAACCAGGAUUUACAGGAGCAGUUCCAGUUGGAUCAGUAAUUAGAAUUUAAUUACCAGGAUAUGAAAAUGGAUUUCUGUAAGAUACAACUAAAUGUACUGUUGAUACUACUGAUAUGACAUGCAAUAAAUUUAGGAAAAUAGAUUGGGUAGAAAUACCAUUGACUUCAGGUGCAUCUACUACUAGUAUUAUAACAUUAUCUAAUUUGAAAUGGCCAACAACAUCAACAGCUUUUGGAUAUGUACAUUGGGUUGUAUUUACAUCAAAUAUGGAAACAUCAAAGGCUGUAGUUUAAGGAAGUGGAGCCACUUAUUUUCCAGCUCCAAAUGCAAAUGAUUUUAAUUCUGCUACAAUUACAUAAUAUUAAACUGGAAGAGGAUAUCCUGGAUAAAUAUUUAAGUUUGAAUUCAGUGUUAAUAAUGAUAUACCAGCAGGAGCAACAAUGAGAGUUUAAUUUCCAAAUGAAUUUGCUUUAAGAGCCAGUAAUCCAACUCCAACUUGUAAUGGAUUUGAUCCAGAUGAAAUAGAAUUAACUUAAAUUCCUGCUAAAACUAUAUUUUAAAUUAUAUGUUUGGGUAUUAAAACACCUACUAGUCCUCCUGAUAAUGAAAGUGAUGGAUGGUCAGCAUACAUUUAUAUUGAUGGAAGAAUGCUUAAUUAAAGAUAGAAUUUCUGUAUAAUUAUAUUUUAAUAAUUUUAGUUUCUUAUUUUUAUACAAAUGUAUUUUCAUAAGGAACUAUAAAUAUUUUAUAAUUGUUUGCAAUACCAUUAAAUAUAAAUGAGAUUGCAACAUAUACAAUUGAAUUUUAACCUGAAAAUAGUUUAUUGAUUGGAGCAGAAAUUCAUAUUACAUUUCCUAGUUCAAAUUUUGAUGAUCUACCAUAUCCUCCAAAUCUAGCAGAUUGUGAUGUUGAAGGAGGUGUUGAUUCAUUUCAAAGUUGUUUAUUAGAUGGAUCAUCAUUUAUAAUAGUGUUAAAUAAAAUGUAUGAAAGUGGUACUAUUAAAUUUAUGAUAAAUAAUAUAAGAAAUCCACCAGAUCUAAUAAGUGAUGGAUUUAUUAUUAAAUCCUAUUAUGAUGGAGUAUUGAUAGAUAGUACUGAUGAAAGUACAUUGCUUAAUCGUACAAUUACUUAUUAUAGUAAGCCUAAAUCAUUAGUGAUUAAUUAAAUGUCCUUUUAACCAUAAAAUCAAGGUGUUAGAGCAAAAUAUAAAUUUAAUAUAUCUACUGAAACUAGUGAUUCUGUUAAUGGUUCAAUUGUUAUCACUUUCCCUAAUACUUAUGAUAAGAGAUUAGGAGAUAAUUUGAAAGCAUUUGUGAAUACAAUUAAAACUGAUUUGAGUGUAAAUAAUAGAAUUCUCUCUCUUCCAGAAUCGUAAUAUUCAACAUAAUAUAAUUCUAUCUUAGUUGAGAUAUAAAAUGUAAUGAAUCCAAAUACAGAUGAGAAUUCUAAUACAGGAGAAUUUAGAGUUGGUAUAAGAUAAAGUGGAAGAUAUACACAUUAUAAUGGAAGUGUUGGUGUAUUAGAGAUGUUAACACCACCUGGUUGGUUGUAUCUUGUAAAUAUACAAUUAACCAAUUAAUAUUCAAGAUGGUAAUCUAAAUAUGUGUAUGAUAUGAUAUUAUACAACAAAAUACCAAUUAAUGGCUAUUUAGAAAUGGAUUUUCCAGAAGAUUAUGAAAUUUCUGAUUAAAAUGCUAUAUGUAGUUUUUCUAAAUGCACAUUCUCCAGUAAUAUUCUAAAAGCAUAUGCUGAUCAAAUAAAUGGGCCAUUACAAUUAAAUGUCUAUGUUGAAAAUCCAUUAUCAGAAGUUUCAAUUAAAUAAUUUGUUAUGCAAUCAAAAGAUGAUAGAUAAGUAAUAGAAUAAUCAUAUCCUAAUUUGGAUCCAUUUGAAUUUGAAUUUCAAUAUUCAGGACCAUUGAUCUAUAUUAAUAAUGAUUAAGACAUUAUAGUACCUCAAGGAUCUGAAUCUCCAGAUUUAUUAUUUUUAGUUGAAUAUCCAAUGGCAUUAAAUCUAACUUUUAAACAUACAUAAACUGGAGAUUUCUAAGUCACACCAAAAGAUAUUAUAUUCUCUUAUACUAAAAUGUCAACUACUUUUAGAGUUUAAAUUCCUUCAACUUUAUAAACUGGCAUAUAUUAUAUUUAUUGGAAGACAUAUGGUGAAAAGGAUAAUCCUAUUUACACUCCAAUAAAAAAAUCAAAAGUGAUUGUUAUUUCUUAAUCUCUUAAUUUUUAAGUUACUGCCUUAUAUCCUAUUCCAAAUGGAGGUAAUUCUCUUACUAUGACAAUAUCUACAAUAUAUGCUCCAUAUGAUACAACUAAUAUUACAAUUAAAAAUAAUGACAAUACUUUCUACUUUGUAGCCGGUUAAUAAUCAGGGUCAUCCAUUAAAUUAACAUUCUAACUAGGAAUUAAUUCAUAAACUUUUAGAGUUUAUUAAAAUUAUACUGAAUUAAUAAGAUAAACGUAAUUAGAUAUUUUAACAGAAGAUGAUCGUCUCAUCUUUUAUUCUAAUGAUAAUCCAUUAUAUACUAUACCAUCCUAAUAAAUAGUCAGAUAUAUAGAUGCCACUAAUCUCAAACCAAAGUUAUCUAAAUUUUCAGUUGAAGAUAUAAAAUAGUAUUCAGCUACUAUUGCAAUUGAAAUUAAUUAAAUCUCUGAAGCCUAUUAUAUGUAUUGUUUAAAUAGAACAACCAUACCUGAAAUAUCAGAAUUAUUAAGUUUAGGUCCUCCACUUUAUAUGUCAUCUUAAUCUAAAUAUGGAUAUUUAAAUAUAUUAGCUAAAUCAAGUAUAACUUUAGAUUUAUUUGCAUAAACUGAUUAUUCUUUCUAUCUUGUAUUGAAGAAUCAAGAAGGAAUUACAUCAGAUUUAUUUAGUCUUAAUUUCACUACCAAAAAUAGAAGUAAAAUUGCUUAAUUCAAUUGUUUUCUUCCUUUUUAAGCUAAUCAAGCCUAAAUUGUUACUAUAAUGAAUCAUAUAGCUUUUAUACUCAGUUUACCUAGUUGGAAGAUACAAUAAAAAAUUUAGUAUUAAACACCAACUAGACUUUUGGCUACAACUUCUUUAUAAUUGUAUAUCAUUCCAUUUAAUGAUACCGACACAUAUCCAGUACCAAAAGAUUUGAUAAGUAAAAUUACAUCAGAUGCAUAAUUUAAAAGAUUAAUGAAUAUGUACUUACCAUUUUUAUCCAUUUCUGCAAUCAAUUAAGCAAUAGCUGAAAUACCUACUAUAUAAUCAUCUACAUUAAGUAAUUCAUAUCUUUAUGAUUGUGAAAUCUAAGUCUAAUUAAGUAAUUAUGGUUAUAUCUUUGCUGUUGCAUCCUAAAGUGAAAUUUCAACUCCAUUUCAAAUAUUCAAAGGAUUAAAUAAUAUAAAUGUACAAAUUCCAUCUACUAAUAUUCAUAUUACAAACUUUACAAUUGUUAGUUCAUUUAAUUUAUCAAAUCUAGAACCAAAUUAAACAUAUUCAAUAUAUAUUAUAUCUGCAUCAGAUCUACCUGAAUAUCCAGAUCUCUCAGAUGCAGUUCAAACACUUUAAUGUACAACUAAAAAGUUAACAGAAAGAGCACCUCUUGAAAUAAUUUAUAAUUAAAUCUUAAUAGUGUGCUUGAUUAUAUAUUUCAUAUUUAUUUGA
This is a messenger RNA of Paramecium pentaurelia, 5995 nucleotides long. The record is from the annotation of a GenBank genome assembly. Lineage: Eukaryota; Ciliophora; Oligohymenophorea; Peniculida; Parameciidae.